Dama dama (fallow deer) is the source of this 1077-nucleotide messenger RNA. Its product is annotated as melanoma-associated antigen B5-like. The transcript has a single exon. Gene Ontology annotation, cellular component: nucleus. Bases 1 to 1077 code for a protein of 358 amino acids. Gene Ontology annotation, biological process: negative regulation of transcription by RNA polymerase II. The record is from RefSeq and is a predicted model, not a curated record. NCBI's taxonomy places the organism in Eukaryota, Metazoa, Chordata, Mammalia, Artiodactyla, Cervidae.
AUGCCUCGAAGUAAGAAGAGUAAGGCCCGUGGUGGUGAUAAAUGCCCCCAAGCCCAAGGCGAGACCCAGAGUUGUGAGGGUGCUCAGGCCAUAGCAGCAGCAGAAGAGGAGUCCACUACCUCCUCUCUUCAGUGUGAAGGUAUUACCCAGAGUCUGCCUGGUGCUAAGUCAUGUAGCACUUCCCAGGAGCCUGAGAGAACACCGACCUUCACCACUUCUGCAGUCUUUUCUUGCACUAGAUCUAGUGAAGCAUUCAAUGGCCAAUAUGAGCAUAGGGUGUUUGCCUAUGAGGUCCCACCCUUCACUGAGACCCCAGGAACUGACUGUUUAACCAGAAGAGCUAGCUUGUUGGAGCAAUACCUUCUGUACAGGUAUAAAAUGAAGCAGCUCAUUAUGAAGGAAGACAUGCUGAAGAUUAUCCACCAAAGCCACCAUGACCAAUUUGCUGAGAUUCUCAAGAGAGCCUCUGAACGCAUUGAGCUAAUCUUUGCGGUAGAUCUGAAGGAAGUCGACUCAGUCGUUCCCUGCUAUAAUCUGGUCAGCAAGUUGAAACUCCCCAACAAUGGGAGGGUGCGUGGUGGAAGGGGCUUACCCAAGACUGGUCUCCUGAUGAAUCUCCUGGGUAUGAUUUUCAUGAAGGGCAACUGUGCUGCUGAGGAAGACAUCUGGAAAUCCCUGGGUACGAUGCGAGUAUAUGCUGGAAGAAAGCAUUUCAUCUAUGGAGAGCCCAGAAAGCUCAUCACCAAAGAUUUAGUGAGGCUGAAGUACCUGGAGUACCGCCAGGUUGCCAACAGUGAUCCUCCACGUUAUGAGUUUCUCUGGGGCCCAAAAGCACAUCUGGAAACCAGCAAGAUGAAAGUCCUGGAAUUUUUGGCAAAGGUCAAUAAUGCUGUUCCCAGUGACUUCCCCACUUAUUAUGAAGAAGCUUUGCGAGAUGAAGAGAAAGCCCAAGGCAUGGAUGCAGCCAAGCCUGACACUACUAUCAAAGUCAAUACACCUCCCAGGGACAUGCUCAAUAUUGUAUUCCCACCCAUAGUGAAGCAUGUGAAAUAUUUUCCCCCAGACAAGAAAAUAUAA